Polistes canadensis is the source of this 1086-nucleotide messenger RNA. Its product is annotated as isthmin-like. The record is from RefSeq and is a predicted model, not a curated record. Bases 503 to 1051 code for a protein of 182 amino acids. Lineage: Eukaryota; Metazoa; Arthropoda; Insecta; Hymenoptera; Vespidae. The transcript has 5 exons.
CUCAUUAUACUCUUUGCCAUCGAUAUCAUUUUGUCCGUUACAGUUUUACAUUAUCAGCGUAUCGAAAACCAAGCGAAGGGAUAACGACGAUGUAUCCCAAACGAGGCACGAGGCAAACGAGUAUCAGAAACAACGACAACAUUGCAAAAAUGAUCCCACGAGACUUGAUUCGUUGCCAAAGCAUAGUAAUUACUACAACGAGGAAUUAAGUUUAGGAACCCAUAACAAUGCUUCAUAUGAGCAAGAUGAUUAUCUUUCUAUCAAAUUAGAAGAAAGCUUACACUUCUAUAAGAGAUCAAUUAAGAUUAAUUACACUGACAAUGAGAGUAAUUACACUGAAGAUAAUUAUACCGAGAGUAAUAGUAAUAAUAAUAAUAUUAUUGGUGAAUACGCUUACAGUAGAAGUUUUUAUCCCAAUGAAGAAAUUUCUAAUGCAUUUAACAAUAUAUUGACGAAAAUAUUUCAAAGUUUGACUAACGCAUCGCUCGAGGAGAGUGAAUCUAUGAUAAAUGGUAUGUUUCUUAUGCGAGAACGUACGCCAGUGGAUCCGUGCGAUAGAUGGUUAAUUAACGAAGACAGACUGAGAGCUGCGUUUAUGGAACAUCUCGUCGUACUUCCCGGCUGCCCUUGCACAUAUCCGAAUUUCAUCUUCUAUAACAACCAGAUCUGGGAUGAAAAGCAAAAUAGGCAUUAUCGUUGGCGAGACGUGAGCACCCCAAACUACCGAUUGGAUGUUUACAAACCUGGAGCAUCCUAUUGCGUGCGUACUUUGUUGAGUACAGGAACUAUAACUGUUGCGGCUCAACAUUGUUGCUACGAUAAGAAAAGAAAACUGAUAACGCGCGGUUCCGGUGCAGGAAUACCAUAUUACGUUAGUCCAGAAGUAUCUAUGAUUCUUCAUGAGAAAAUAGACAUUUUACCUUGGCGACUUUGUAAAGGAGACUUUUCUAGAUUUAACGAAGUGAGGCCACCGAACAACGAUAAAGGUUGUCGUGUAAAUCCAAAAAAAAAGGAGUAUCAACGACAAUUAAACUCUACCAAAGAUUUUUGAAGAACUAUCAUUUUUAUGCAUGAAGAUGAGACCAA